AUGAGGAUCGAGACGUGCUACUUCUGCUCGCGGCCCGUCUAUCCGUCAAAAGGCAUAACCUUUGUGCGCAACGACGCGAAGCAGUUCAAUUUCUGCCGCUCCAAAUGCCACAAGAACUUCAAGAUGAAGCGGAAUCCGCGCAAACUCGCGUGGACCAAGGCGUUUAGGAAGGCGCAUAACAAGGAAAUGGUCGUCGACAGCACCCUAACCUUCGCCUCCCGCCGCAGCAUCCCCGUGCGCUACAACCGCGACCACAUUGCCACCACCCUCAAAGCAAUGCAGCGCGUCGCCGAGGUCCGCGCAAGGCGCGAGCGCCAGUUCUACAGGAACCGCAUGGCGGGCAACAGGGCGGCCCAGCGAGCUGCGGACAGGAAGCUUGUCGAGGAGAACCAGCAUCUGUUGCCGCCGGAGGAGAGGACAGCGAUUCUGGCGCAUUUGGAAGAGGAGGAGAGGGAGGUGGAUUUGUUGGAUGGGGAGAGGGAGACCAUGGCGGAGGAGGUGUUGGAGGCGCCGAAGGUUAAGACGAAGGCGAGGAGGAGGCAGAGGUUGGUUGUGGGAGGGGGUGUGGAGGAGAUGGAUGUCGAUGGAUGA
Coniosporium apollinis CBS 100218 is the source of this 591-nucleotide messenger RNA. RefSeq lists its product as uncharacterized. The record is from RefSeq and is a predicted model, not a curated record. Gene Ontology annotation, biological process: ribosomal large subunit biogenesis. Gene Ontology annotation, cellular component: nucleolus. The transcript is spliced from 2 exons. Lineage: Eukaryota; Fungi; Ascomycota; Dothideomycetes. The coding region runs from base 1 to 591 and encodes 196 amino acids.